AUGGAUGCCUUUUCGAAGUUGCUGGAGGUUCUACCUGUCACCACUCCAUCAGCAGCCAUGACCAUUGCAGCGCUACGACAGGUCUUCGCCACCCAGGGGUUGCCGGACGUCAUCGUGUCCGACAAUGGUUCUGCUUUCGCCAGCACAGAGUACCUGGCCUGGCUGAUGAAGAACGGAAUCCACCAGAUGAUGGUUCCGUCGUACCACCCUGCUUCAAACGGUGCAGCCGAGCGGGUAGUGCAAACCGUCAAGGACAAGCUCAAGAAGAGCCAGACUGGGGAUUUCCGGACACAGAUUGCCCGCACACUGUUUCAGUACCCGACCGCGCCCCACGAUGUCACUGGCCGUGCCCCCUGUGAGCUCCUGCUGGGUCAGAUGAUCAAGACACCCUUGGACGUCUUGCAUCCGGACCUCCGAUCCACAGUGCUCCUGAAGUAG
Molecule: messenger RNA, 438 nt
Organism: Dermacentor albipictus
Lineage: Eukaryota; Metazoa; Arthropoda; Arachnida; Ixodida; Ixodidae
Source: RefSeq, a predicted model, not a curated record